This is a messenger RNA of Triplophysa rosa, 3569 nucleotides long. It is a transcript of the gene vps9d1, whose product is annotated as VPS9 domain containing 1. The record is from RefSeq and is a predicted model, not a curated record. Lineage: Eukaryota; Metazoa; Chordata; Actinopteri; Cypriniformes; Nemacheilidae. Bases 489 to 2462 code for a protein of 657 amino acids. Gene Ontology annotation, molecular function: guanyl-nucleotide exchange factor activity; small GTPase binding. Gene Ontology annotation, biological process: vesicle-mediated transport. Gene Ontology annotation, cellular component: endocytic vesicle; cytosol. The transcript is spliced from 17 exons.
AGUGGCCAUUCAGUUGGAUACUGGCAACAGACACAAGGAGGCGUACUGUGAAUACUUGAGAAGUAUUAACUACAUCUCUCAUGCUCUGCUUGAGAAUGCAGAAAUCAAACUUGCAGUGAUCUUCCAGUUUCUCUAUUUGCCCUCGUUCACUUGCUUUAAUGACCCAUCAGGGCACCACAGUAAAUUUGAUUAACCAGAUGACGCAAUUAGUAAAUUACACAAACAUGAUCAUACGUGUAUCACGUCUUGAAGAUUACAUUAAAGGCAUCUUAAAGUUCUAUUAAGAUUAAGAAAUAAUAAGAUUAUCACAUUGGCACCUAAUUGUGUUUGCAGACUUUUAACGGGCAGAUUCAUUAGACAUGAUAGAUUGUGUCUAUAAUUCGUCCUGUAAAGCUCUUGUUUUGGUAAUGUAGUUUCCAAAGUCACAUGAUUUUAAUGUACUUCGUCUGCCAGAGGAGAGUGAGAUCGAGUCAGUGGAAGUGGAAAAGAUGGUCAAACUGGCAGAACAAUGUUUAGAGAGGGUCAAAUCAUGCUUAGAUCGAAGGCCUGAAUUCCCAGCGCCGGCCUCCUCCUCCACACCAACUCCUCAAGACAAACAGACCACCAUACCGGCCAUUAAUGUCACAAAUUAUCCCAAAAUAACAGAAACACCUAACGAGCCAGUGAAGGUUUCUGAGACUGAAAGCAAACCGCAGGCCAACCUUCAGCCCACCAGACACCGCAGGGUCCUUUCAGAGGGAGGGAAGACGGGCUCUCCCUUUCUCCCCCCUGAAGUCUUCCAGAAGCUUCAGAUGAUGGUGUCACAAGACAACAAAAAGGAAUUAUCGCCUAUUGAGGAGGCAUCACGCUUAAACCAGAAACUUAAGGCCAAUUAUGAAGCAAGACUGGCAAGACUUACUCCUGGUCAGGCCAUUCAAAAGACCUCAUUGUUUUCAAGAAUGAUCCAGAGACGCAGAGACACGCCAAUGGAUCUCCGUUUAUAUUGGAAAAAAGUGAAGACGUUUUGGAAGACUCUCUCACUCCAGAGACAGAUGAUGGAGAAUCUGAUCAUUGCCAAAGCCAGACAAGAUGCACUUCAAAGAAAAAUGGAGGAGAGGAGACUACGUCUGCAGGAGGAAGCAAACAGGCGGUUUGCAACCUGUAACACAAUGACACCUGAAGAGCAAGAGCAGCGAGUCCUGUACGCGAGAGUGCUUGAAUAUGAGCAAGAUCAUGAAUGGCCCAAAGCUUGGAAAGCUAGAUUAAAAAAGAGCCCGAAUGAUCCAGCACUGGUUUCAGGUCUUAUCUCUUGUCUUCUCAGCUGCCCUGAUCACCCAGUCAUGCAACUGCUGAGGAGACUUCAGUACAGAGUGUAUAACAGACUGUAUCCCAUAGUAAGCCAACGUGUUCCUCUAAGCCCAAUGCCUGCUCGUUCACCAACUUUAAAACCCUCCCGAAGUGCCCAGAGCCUCCUUCUAUCCGACAGUCCAAUGUCCCCACAGCAGCAACAGAGCCCACUUAAAUCUACCCUGACACACAGCUUAUCAGAUGCCUCUAUCUCCUUUUCCCCGUCCUGCGACCACAAUGCCAAUGACAUGAAGUCGGAGACAGAUCCGGAUGAGCCCUCGUCUCUGGUUGCCACGGAUAGGGAGAACUCUUUCGAGGAUCUGGAGAAGUUUCUCACUCAGCUGGAUUGGGUUCCUUCUCACAGUAGUGAUGACACAGACUCUGAUGUGACCUUUGACUCAACACACGUGGAAGUAGAGUCUCACAUUCAAGAUCUUGAGGAGCGUGCUUUGAAGGAACAUCUGAAAUCGAUAGUAAAGGAUAUCCACAAUGCCAUUGAUCGCCUGCUGUCUCUCUGUCUUCUGUCAUUUGAAUGUCUCAACACUGCAACUUCUAAGGAUCAGUGUGUGGCGUGUAUAGAGGAAGUCUUCUUUACGCCCAUUUGGCGCCCCCUGUUGGCACUUUUUAGAUGGGUUCAUCGAGAACGGGAGAUGGCUGUUGAGAGCAACAUGCGUCUUUACUCAAACGUUUCACCUGCCGAUGUUGGUGUAGCAUCCAAAUUGUUCCCCCGGGACCCAGCCGUGCUGCAUGGUUCCUACCCAUAUGAGACAGCGGUACAGGAGCUGAAACUUCUAUGUAGAGACUAUUGUCCUCAGAAGAAGCUGGAGUGUAUAGUUCGCACCCUACGAAUGAUCUGUGCCUGUGCGGAAGAGUACCGUCUGCUUCAAGAAAAUGACCCAACACCCAAAUCAGCAGCGAUAGGUGCUGAUGACCUGCUACCCAUCCUGGCAUUUGUGGCCUUACGGAGCGAAAUGCCUCAGCUGGUGUCUGAAUGUGCUGCAUUGGAGGAGUUCAUCCAUGAGGGGUAUCUGAUCGGAGAGGAGGGUUACUGUCUGACGUCACUGCAGAGUGCACUGACCUAUGUGGAGUCAUUGGUGUUGGGUGGAGCCCCGCCCCCUGCUGCCAAACCCACCUGAUGUAGAUGCCCUAGCCAGCGGAAAGGUCUCAUCGUGUUUUGAUGGUGCCGAGGAGAUGCUGUGACUACAGAGAGCUCCUCCACUCAGCCGGUUUAGUCCAAAGUCAUGCCACAUUUCUAUUCUCUUCAAAUCUUUCUUGCACGCUAUCCUCACGCUCUGAGGAAAGAGAAGGAGGACGAGCGUUGCGUUGUGGGCACGGCAAGUUCAUCGGAAUGUGGUUAGAACUGAGAUCUGUUUUAGCAAAGGUAACAAACAAUAUUUCUGCGAGACUGAAUGGAAUGAGCCAGAUGUUAUGAAGGGACUGAGAAGGCAAUGUUAUUCUAAAUAUAAUGUAUUCCAGUAACAUGCUUUUUGCAUAUCUGUCCAGUUGAGUUUUAUAUUUGUGAAAAUAUUUCAGAGAAUUUUACGAUAACUAAAGCACUACUAGCAUUUCACAAACUAUUUAUAAAGUCACUAAAUUGCAGUUCAUGUUGUUUUAGCUCGGAAUUUUAGCUUUUGUUUGAGCUUAACAUGGUAGGAAAAAAAAGCUGGGCUUACUAGAAUUAAAUGUAUUGAACUCGUUCUAAUUUUAGCGUUUUGUAUACUUAAGUUGUGCGUUACUCAAGUCACUAUACCACUAUGCAUACACGCAUCAUGUUAGUGUAUGGUUUUGUUAAGGGGCGAUAGAUUUUAUGUUUUGUUUGUUUUUUAAUAUCUUAACUUGUAUGAAAACAUUUUCACCCCGCUAGUCAAAAAAAUCUGAAAUCAAUGUGAAAAAAAUGUGCAAGAAUUACUAAUGCUGCUGUAAUAUGUUUUUGUCUCAUGAUGUGAGGAGGUUUGAUAUAAAAUUCACAAUCCCUGAUUUGAGGGGAUUUAGUGUAAGGUCUGUGAUGCAUAAAUAUAUUUAUUUUUUCGUCUUAUAUUACAGGGACUGUUGUUGUAUGUUUUGCUGAUUUAAUGUGAAUAUCACGAAUGUAAGUCGUCUCUGUGCUUGAGUGACCAUGUGUUCUCCCUAAACCUUCCCAGGGUUCUUUGUCUCUGAUCAGAUCAGUCCUCUGGAGAUGGGGAAUUCACAUGGGCAUGGUUUGAGUGAAAGGCAUGUGAAUUUUCAAACAAUAAAGACUCUUU